AUGGCUUCUGCAUCAUGCCACGUUGACUGGACAUCUUCUCUCGACAAGUACGAAAAAGGCUUUGAGAGUAUCUUCAUCGGCGGACCAGAAACCACCCAAGCCGAUCUCGAAGGUCUCUUUACUCAAGACUAUACAUCAAUUGUGGAUGGAAAGCGUAUCGAAUUUCCCGAAUUUGUUGAGCACAUUCAACAUCUGCGCCAGGUUACGACAGCUAUCAAAGUCCAAGUGACGCACUUCCUUCGCGAAGGUAACCAACUCGCCGAGCGUCAUUUUGUCACUGCAGAAUUCUCCAACAAACCUCCAUCUAAGUAUGAGGUCUUUCUCUUCGCUACCGUUGACGAGAGUGGAAGGAUUGAGAGACUGGUGGAGACUUUGAGGCAGACGGAUGGUUUGGAGGAGCAUAGGGAUCUGGGCAGCGCUAGGUCUUAA
Molecule: messenger RNA, 429 nt
Organism: Fusarium odoratissimum NRRL 54006
Lineage: Eukaryota; Fungi; Ascomycota; Sordariomycetes; Hypocreales; Nectriaceae
Exons: 1
Coding region: 1-429 (142 amino acids)
Source: RefSeq, a predicted model, not a curated record